Messenger RNA from Rattus norvegicus (Norway rat), 1751 nucleotides. Lineage: Eukaryota; Metazoa; Chordata; Mammalia; Rodentia; Muridae. The record is from RefSeq and is a predicted model, not a curated record.
UUGUCUGUUUAUUUGUAUUCCUUGUGCAGAUUAUAAAUUUGUGUUGAUAUAAGGUCUGUUAUCAAAACAGGAGAAAAGUAAUCACAGGUUUCUGUGUGUGUUGGGGUGGGGGAGCAUGGAGAGGUGUGGCCUAGGCUCUCGAUAGCUUAACUGGCUUGACUGCAGAUUUCCUCUUGAUUGAACAAAGGGAGCCAGGGAACCCUCCAUCUGGAUGCCAAGAUUCUGGUGUCCUGGACGAACAAAAACACGUUUCUGAAGCUGAAGAAGAUCCAAUAUGUAGAAUUCAGAAGGUGUCCUUCCAGGACUGGGGUAGUACAGGACCCACCCUGAGUUCAUAUAUUCCUAAAUGCCGAUGUUCAUUGUAUUCUAUUAUUUGGGGCCAGGCCACACUUCAGGCCAAAUCCAUAUUAUGAAGACCUGGAGAGAAUGGAGGAGGCGGUCAUGUCAAUUCUGCACAACUUAGAGAUGGAGAACACUGAAAUCCAUGAGAACAACCAUAAGCUGAAGAAGGAGAUUACCUUCUCUAGAAACCUGCUCAGCCAGCUCCUGAUGGAGAACACAUGUAGGAAGAAGUUGGUCCCACUGAAGCAGGAGAGCAAGGAGGUACAUCUUGAUUGUGCACUGAACCAGAAAUAUUUGGUUGACUUCAACAAGAAAGAUAAAGACCACCAACGUCCAGACCCAGCAUCAUCUGGUCUCAGAAAGUGCAAGAGAGCUGGAAUUGGACACACCCCAGUAAGAGAGCUUCCUGAAGAAUAAGUUGCUUUCUCAGGAGUCCCUGAUGACAAACAUCCUGAAUGGUAACAAAUUUUUUGGAUGAGUAUUCUUCCUCAGAGUUAAUUUGUCAUUGCUUAGAGACCCUAAAUUUAUAUAUCACUAAGCCAGCCUGACUGAUUGAGGUCUUACUUUCUUCUCAGAAAACAGCACCUGAGAGACAACUUGGGGGACAGCCUUUCAUUAUGUGUGCAAGAGGAGAAACAGCAAUACAUCUGUGCUUCUAAAUGUUCCUUAAGAAUGUGCUGUUUAGAAAUAUUUUUGUUAUGAUUUUAAUUGAAAUUUUCUUUUUGUUGUUUCAUAUUUAUAUGUUCUUGUUACUGUUUUUAUCUUUUCACAUACUUUUAAAUAUUUUAAUUUAUUUGUUUUAAUCUUGUUUUGUUGUAAAAAUGAAUUCCUUAUGAAUAAAUAUUGAAUUCUAUCUCUUGACUCUUAAGACCAUCAUUCUUAUUAAAGGGUUCUGUCCCCUCCUGUGGACUUAGAACUGACAGCUGGAGAUGGAUCUCUGCAUGUUCCAUGGAUACUGGGCUAAUAAGUGAAUUCAAAGUCACCAAGGGGUACCCAGUGUGACAGUGUCUUUUGUGUGGAUAAUGUGGCUGUUUCUCAGACACACACUCUAUGAUGUAAUCACUGACAUGCUUUACUCAAUUGUUAGGGUCCAUGUGGUUCUUCUGAGAGAGCAGCAGAUGCUCUAUCCUGUGAGUCAUCGCCACAGCUCCUGCAGGUGGCUUUUGUUAUUCCACAUCAUGUACUGUAUUAGGUGGACAGGAUCACCUCCAAUCAAAUAGACAGAUCUCAGGAGAUGUGUGUUCACAGGGAACUUACUGAGCUGUGCGUGCUCAAUGUGUUAGCUUGCCAGGCAUCCCUACAGGGCUCUGGUGUUCCCACUGCUCAUUGUGGGCAGGAUCAUCCUCCAGCACCACUUAGUGUCCAUAUUAGAGCAGAUCUUUCACCUGUUAUCAAUGAUGACCAUAUGU